AUGGAUUCACAUCGUAUGAUUAAUGAAUCUACCACAUCAACAUUUGCAAUUAAAAAUCAAGAAUCAUUCAAAGUCGAACAAAAUAAUACACAGAAAAAUGAUAAACCUUUAUCAUUAAUCUUAUCAUUGAGAAUAAAUGAUCGAUUCUUAUUACAAAAUCAAACGAUCGAUGAAAAACAAUGUCCAAGCAAUCAUCAAUCGAAUUUAGAAAUCCUUUCAACUAUUGAUGAUACAACAUCAAUUGAAGAUUUUAAUAGAACUAAUAAACAUUUGAUAAAUACGAACAAUAGAAAUCAAUCUAUCAUUUCUCUGAAUAAUAAUGCAAACAAAUCUUCAUUAUCAGAAUCAUCAUUCACUACUACAAAUGAUAGAUUUCAACCUGCACAAACUUCAUCAAAUGAAAUUGAUAAUAAAGAACAAUCAAUAAAAAUUACAUCAGACUGUGUACCUUCGCUUACAUUAUCUCUAACAAGAAAGCCUGAAUCUAUUUUAAAUCUACGAGAUAUUCUCUCAAGUACUAUUCUCGAAACAUCAUCUAUUAAUCAAUUAACAUCAAGUAGUAACUCUAAUGAACUUUUACAAACUAUUCCAUUAUUAAUUUCUACAGUAUUAAAAAAUCAUUACACAUCACAACGAAUUGCAUCAGAAAUAUCUGAUAAACCAUCUACUGCAUUAAAUUUGACUAGAGAUGAAAUUAUUAUGUUGAACAAUCUUUCUGAAGCCAUAAAUAAAAUAAUUCAAAAAGAAUUUCUAACUAAUCUUCCUUUAAACAUUGAAAUAGAAGAUUCAAUACCAAUAUCAGCUAAACAACUUGAAAUAACUGAACGUAGAAAACAACGUUAUAAACUUCAACGAGAAAUAAUUAAUAGUGCGAAAAAAGUAUUAAAACCAGCAUUUAAAAAACAAGAUAUAACAAAACAAGAGUAUAAAAAAAUAAUGAAAAAAGUUGUUACAAAAUCUAUGUAUUCUCAUAAAGUUAAUCAUAAAUCAAUUCGUAAAAUGGUUGAUGCUUAUAUUAAAAAAUAUCAAUCAUUACAUCAUCAUCAUCAUCAUAGUAACUCACUGAAAUAA
Rotaria sp. Silwood2 is the source of this 1071-nucleotide messenger RNA. The record is from the annotation of a GenBank genome assembly. NCBI's taxonomy places the organism in Eukaryota, Metazoa, Rotifera, Eurotatoria, Philodinida, Philodinidae.